CGCCCAGAAAGUCCACAAAUGGUCGGCGUGCUCUUCUUGUGCUUGGGCAACAUCUGCCGCAGCCCCGCGGCCGAAGGCGUCUUCAAGGGGCUGGUCGCGCGCGAUGGAAAGAUGUCGGCGUACGACAUCGACUCGUGCGGCACGGGCGGCGGCGCCUCCAACUGGUACAAGCCCAACGGGUUCUCGUACCACGAAGGCGACAGCGCCGACUCGCGCAUGAAGAAGGAAGCCAAGAAGCGCGGGUACACGCUCAGCAGCAAGUCGCGCCCGCUCACGCCCGAGGACCUGCGUCGCUUUGACCACAUCAUUUGCAUGGACAGCAACAACGUGCGUGCCGUGCACGAAGCCGCGACGUUCUGGGCCCCGAGUACGUUGCGCUCGCCAAGGCCAAGGUCUCCCUCAUGACCCAGUACUGCGUUCGCAACACGUCGGCGACCAAGGUGCCGGAUCCGUGGUACGAAGGUGGUUUUGACACGGUCUUGGACUUGCUCGAAGACGCGUGCGAAGGCCUCUACACAAAGCUCGAGCACAGCUAGAUAUCAUCGACGGCGCCCGUCUUGCUUAGUGUACGGGUACUAACAAUGCCAAGCUCGCGCGCAAUGUCGCCUGCGUAGUACGGCAAUGAACCAUUCUUUGAACGCAA
Saprolegnia parasitica CBS 223.65 is the source of this 643-nucleotide messenger RNA. RefSeq lists its product as hypothetical. The record is from RefSeq and is a predicted model, not a curated record. The transcript is spliced from 2 exons. NCBI's taxonomy places the organism in Eukaryota, Oomycota, Saprolegniomycetes, Saprolegniales, Saprolegniaceae. The coding region runs from base 19 to 405 and encodes 128 amino acids.